Molecule: messenger RNA, 1644 nt
Organism: Oncorhynchus tshawytscha (Chinook salmon)
Lineage: Eukaryota; Metazoa; Chordata; Actinopteri; Salmoniformes; Salmonidae
Product: dual specificity protein phosphatase 14
Exons: 2
Coding region: 999-1511 (170 amino acids)
Biological process (GO): protein dephosphorylation
Cellular component (GO): cytoplasm
Molecular function (GO): MAP kinase tyrosine/serine/threonine phosphatase activity
Source: RefSeq, a predicted model, not a curated record
AAGUGUUUUGCAUUCUGGGGAUAAAAAUUGUCCAACUUGCACCUAAAUGUCUACUGCAUAAACUUUAUAACAAUCGUGAUCAAAGGUCAAAGUCUUGACUGCUAGUUUCAGCGGUUGCUCUUCACCAACAUUGGUUAAGAACUUGUAUGGAAGAAUUUCAUGGUAAGGUCGACACCGGUUGUAUUCAGCGCUUUGACACUUUUGUUGUCGAUUUUGAUCAUCCUGCAGCCAUCCCCUGCAUUGUAAGAGGUUCUAUUGUCAACCAAUCAUUAGGGUGUUUUGUUUGACCCACACGAACAUGACCAAAGACAUGACUGAAACAUUUAUAACUGAUUUAUGUGUACAGUGGGUAUACAGUACACACAAAAGUGAUGAGGCUCUCACUAAUUGAUUGUACACUGUGUCACACACGAUAUUAUAUUAUGAUUUCAGUUUGUGAGUGUGUGAUAUGGGGGCUAGAUACAUUUAUACAUUAUAAAAACCUAUUAUAAUAAAACGUUAACACAGCCAUGUUGAUCUGAGCCUUGCUGUUGGAAAACCACAUUAGUGUCUGACUUUUGGCUGUCACAGAUGCAGCUCCCCUCGACUUUCGUCUACAGUCGGUUGCUUUGGCCUUACCACUCAAACGCGACCAUAGGUUGUGGAAUGCUGUCAGCAUGUCCGUUGCCCCUUUAAAUACGUCAUUCAUUGCUUCAAGCCACACGGGAGGAAACGUACAUCAAAGUCUGCUCAAGAACGUAGAAGAACAUUUUCGGAUAACGAGUCGUUCAGUAUAAACCGUUCCGCAACGUAGCAAACGUUCAAGCUAAUUGAAUGUACCUCUAUGACAAUCCAGUCACGUGACAGAACGUGGAUCAAUACGUCAAAUCUAUGCGUCAGGAAAAACGGCCGCCGUAAAACCGAAAAUAAAAAUACACAGUAAGUUUAAGCUUAAUCGAUAUUGGUUUCGGCUCUUCUUUUCUGUGAGACAGUCGGGCAGCUGUCAAUGUCCAUUCCCCAUGUCAUUCUCCCAGAUCACCCAGUCUUUGUAUCUGGGUGGUGUGGACACAGUCUUCAAGCCCACCGGUCUCUACAGUAGGAACAUAACUCUGAUUGUCAACGCCACUGCAGAGCACCCCUGUCCUCAGUAUGAGGGGGUGGAGUGUUUCCAGGUACCCGUACUGGACCAGCCUCACGCCCCCCUGGCCUGCUACUUCGAUGCUGUUGCAGAACGUAUCCAUAACAACCACUCAGGGAGUACGCUGGUCCACUGCACUGCAGGCCGGAGUCGUUCUCCUACCCUGAUCAUGGCUUACCUGAUGCGGUAUGAGGGGGUAUCACUGCGCCAGGCCCAUGAGUGGGUCCUGAAGUACAGACCUCAUAUCCGACCCAAUGCUGGUUUCUGGAGGCAGCUGAUGGAGUAUGAGAGGAGGCUCUAUGGGAAGAAUACUGUGAGGAUGGCUGCUACCUCCUGUGGUGUGCUGCCUGAGGCUCUGGAUGGACAGGAGGCUAUUUACUGUGUGAAUGGCUGAUGGUAUGUGUCCCAAAUGGCACCCUAUUCCUUAUGUAGUGCAUUACUUUUGACGAGCCUAAAAUGAAAAGAGUGCUAUUUGGGAUUUGUUAUAGAUGUAUAUGAGAAAAUAAAACCAAUUACUAUAAAAAAUA